Molecule: messenger RNA, 1818 nt
Organism: Didymodactylos carnosus
Lineage: Eukaryota; Metazoa; Rotifera; Eurotatoria; Philodinida; Philodinidae
Source: the annotation of a GenBank genome assembly
AUGCCACCAGCAAAAAUAGCCCCAAGUGCUCCAACCACACCUAAUACAAUACAAGACGUUUCUGUCGAUGGACUACAAAUUAGAAAGAAGUUUAGCAAAAAGUCUGGCGAUGCGGAUAAUCGUUGGGCUACGAUUGGUGGUAUACAAGAAUUUUUAGAUGGAGUAAAACAUUUGGGUGACAACUAUCGCGAGUUGGAUCAUAAUGAGGUAGGUUUUAGAGUAGAAGAUUCAAUAUGGGGUACAGAGAACCAUAAUCCACACGAAGAAACUGCUGCUCGUCGAAUUACUGGUACAGAUCGUCUUUUAAUGGGCGAACAAGCAGAUGAACUCGGUCCUUUACGCGUCUUUGAAAAAAAUGUUGAGAAUGCCAAUCCGAAAUUGUUAAAGACUGGCAAUUUUACUGGUUGUCCAACAAUUUCAGCUUUGAAAGCAAUGGCAGAUGAAUAUCGUCAACAUCGUCGACUACAUCAUGAGUAUUAUAAUGAAGUUAGAGUUUUAUCGACUGCUUUGGACAUUGCCGACGUAAUAUCUGAGCAUGUCAUCGACAAGUUUCUCGUUGUCGAUGCCCCUAUUGAUAAUUACGAUGAAAGUACCGAAGAAUGUGAUGAGAAUAAUGCUGUAGAUGAAGUAAAUGAUCCACUAGGUGAGGUUGAUGAUCUCGAACAACCAGAAGUUCCUAUAGUGCAUCAGUCACCAUUUACCUGUGAGGCCAACAAUCAAAUUCCGCUCUUGAACACCCUUUUAAUCGACCAGGUAGAGCCUAAACAUGUAACAAAUUCAAUGUAUUGCAAACAGAUAGUUAAGAUAACAUACAAAUGGUUUGCAUAUUUACCGAUGUGGAGUUGUAUUCUAUAUCAAUUUGAUGAGCGUUAUGCCAAUGAUAGCGUUUAUAGCUCCACCACACAUAGUUUAGGAGCAGGUCGUUUGUCUAACGCUACUAUCGGAUCGUAUUUUGCAAUAAUCAAAGAAUCGGUACUUCAACGAAAAACCAGACUGCGUCCUGCAGAGUGCAUUGCAAAAAUCUUUCGAAGUACUCAAGCUAGACUGAAAGCGGGUAAAUAUGGUGUUACUCAGUCAGCAAAAGGAAGAAAAAACAGUAAGAAGAAAACUGAUGUAGCUAUCACCGAAACAUGGAACAGAAGUCAACGGAAAAAAGUAAGAGGCGUGUACUUUGGGAGAGUUACGAAAAAACAAUCAUUAACCAAAAUACAACGUACUAGUCAAUGCAAGUUAGUAGUACCGUCACAACUGAAAAAAAGGUUAACAGAAGAAGAUUAUUAUGAUCUUAAAGAUGAUCAGCUAAAUGUCUCAAUGAACUCAUCGACCGAUGCAGCAUUGACGGAGUUAAAUGCAUGUCGAAAAAUGGAUAUCUCUCCAAGACACAAUCAUGAAGAAAGUGCUGACGUAUCUACUGAAUUAUCACAAAGUGACGAUGAGACCUCGCGUCAAGAAAGUAAUACAAGCUCAGCAAGUAGUAGGAAGAGUACGCGCCGCCGACAACCAAAUAGUCGAUACAGUGAUUUUGCUUUACAAAAAAAAAACGGUAAUUAUCCCGACGAACUGGAACAGUUUACGUAUCAGCAAGCGGGUAGAUGUGGAGCAAUUGUUAAUGAGAACUACCUUGGAGAUACGUUUGAGUCAGAUUUGCUGACAGAUGAUAAAAUUCGAAAGAAAGUCAAUUGUUGUGCUGCAGAACGCAUUUACCUUCCUAAGGAAUUCGUAAAUCAACCGCCGUUCUGUAUUAUUGAUCUUCCACAUGAAGAUCAAACAAGAACAAAUCAAUUACCAAAUAUGUUACGUAUUGGAAAUGAAGAGUAA